AUGGCAAAGAUGAAGCAAAAGGGAAAGUCGGGUGCGGCCAAGAACUACAUCACCCGUAACCAGGCCAUCAAGAAGCUCCAGGUCACCCUUGCCGACUUCCGUCGUCUCUGCAUUCUCAAGGGUAUCUUCCCUCGUCAGCCAAAGAGUAUUCGCAAGGCCAACAAGGGCUCAUCGGCUCCUACCACCUUCUUCUUCUCCAAGGACAUCGCCUACUUGCAGCACGAGCCUGUGCUUCAGUCAUUGCGUGAGCACAAGACUUUUGCCAAGAAGCUCUCGCGUGCCAUUGGCCGAAGAGAAUGGGCUGCUGCCAAGAACCUUGACGAGAGCAAGCCCACCUACCGACUCGAUCACAUCAUCAAGGAGCGAUACCCAACCUUCCGCGACUCGCUCAAGGACAUCGACGAUGCGCUCUCUCUGCUCACACUUUUUGCCAACCUGCCCGCUACCGACAAGGUCUCCGCCGAUGUGAUUGCUACCUGCUCGCGCCUCUGUGCCGAAUGGCAGCUGUACGUGAUGAAGACCAAGGCUCUCAAGAAGGUCUUCCUCAGUAUCAAGGGUAUCUACUUCCAGGCUGAGGUCAACGGCGAGACAAUCACAUGGCUUGUCCCUUACCUCUUCACUCAGCACAUCCCAUCCGACAUCGACUUCCGCAUCAUGUACACCUUCCUCGAACUCUACCAAACCCUGCUUGGCUUUGUUCUCUUCAAGCUCUACUCGGAUGAGAACCUCGUCUACCCGCCCAAGUUCGACGCUGCCAAGGACGAGCAGGCUGCUGGCUUUGGUGCGCUCAGUUUGGAUCCUGCCAGUGCUGCUGUCUUGCGUGGUGAGAACGUCACACCGGCCAUCACCAACGGUAAAGCAUCUUCGUCUUCUUCCAACACUGUCGUCACUGCAUCGGGCAAGAAGGUCUCGGCCAAGGACGUCAAGAAGCAGAUCAAGGCCAUCUCCAAGUCUGGCAACCUUGUUGGUGAUGCCGAGGACGAGCAGGAUGAGGACAUACAAGACGUCAGCAACACAGGAGAGGAGGAGCAGUUUGUCGAGCAGCCAUCCAAGUCGACAGAGGAGCAAGAGUCGACAGCACACUUGACAACAUUCGACGAGAUUCAGGCAGCUUCUGCAGCAAGCGAAGGUGCUGCCAAUGGACUCUUCGAACCAUACGUCUUUUACAUCUCCCGAGAAUGCCCACGAGCGGUGAUCGAGUUUGUUUUACGAUCGUUCGGUGCGCUUCCCGGACGUAUUGGAUGGGACAUGGUAGCAGGUGCAGGUAGUGCAGUGGACGAGAACGAUGCAAGGAUCACACAUCACAUCAUCGACAGGCCAGUACCAGCAAGCGGCAUGAAACGAUACCCUGGCAAGCGCGUGUUCGUUCAGCCUCAGUACAUCGUCGACUGCGCCAACGCAAGGAAGUUGUUGCCUGCUGGUCCUUACGGUCCCGGUCAGACACUACCACCACACUUGAGUCCCUUCGUCGAUGAUGCCGAGGUGGCUCGUCGUGGCGGUUACGUACCCGAAGAGGCAAGAGAGCAGCUUGGUCUCGAGGCCGAUGCCGACGCUGUUGCCUCUGAGGAUGACGACGAGUCGGACGAAGAUGUCGGGAUUGACUCUGAUGAGGAUGCAGACGAGCAGCAGGAGGAGAGCAGUGAGGAGAAGACAAUGACCACCAAGUCGAACGCAACAUCACGCCCAGCACUUGCAGCUCUUUUGGCCGACCCCACCGACAAGGCCGAAGUUGGUCUUCUAGAUGCUGCCGAGCUCGAAGCCGAAGCUGCUGGUGGCGAAGACGCACUCGAAGACAUGCGUCGCAAGCACACUGCGGCACUCAAGCAGGUCAAGAAGACUUCCAAGGCUUCGUCUGGCGGCGUCUCUGCACCUCGCAAGACCGAAGAGCAAGAGGCUAAGGAGAUGUCCAAGAUGAUGAUGAGCAACCGUCAGCGAAAGCUGUACGAGAAGCUCAACUACACUUCAGGCAAGCGAGCCGAAGAGACGGCCAAGUUGCAGCAGAAGAAGAAGGCGCUCAACAAGAAGGCUACCAAGGGUAGGCAGUAA
Molecule: messenger RNA, 2046 nt
Organism: Ustilago hordei
Lineage: Eukaryota; Fungi; Basidiomycota; Ustilaginomycetes; Ustilaginales; Ustilaginaceae
Product: related to NOP7 - component of several different pre-ribosomal particles
Exons: 1
Coding region: 1-2046 (681 amino acids)
Biological process (GO): ribosome biogenesis; maturation of LSU-rRNA from tricistronic rRNA transcript (SSU-rRNA, 5.8S rRNA, LSU-rRNA)
Cellular component (GO): PeBoW complex; nucleolus
Molecular function (GO): RNA binding
Source: RefSeq, a predicted model, not a curated record